Molecule: messenger RNA, 1012 nt
Organism: Lolium perenne
Lineage: Eukaryota; Viridiplantae; Streptophyta; Magnoliopsida; Poales; Poaceae
Source: RefSeq, a predicted model, not a curated record
CAGGCCCGUGCGUUGCUCCACCUCCGACACACACGCGACACCCUUCAUCCACUGGCUGCCCCUACCCCAGCUGAUCCACGCAGCCUUCCCCUCCUCUCGUUGUUGCGCCUCCCAGCGUCUGCGCUCAACCUCUCUGGCUCAUUCGCCCCGGAAGACCGCAGCAUCCUCAUGAUUCCAGGUUUCCGCCGCCAACAAGAUAGCCUCCCCUCAUGAUCUACCCGCCCCUGCGCCCUCGCUCCGAAGCUGUUCUGCAUACUGACGAGCGUAUCGCUGUCCGCCAUGAGUUCCAUACCUGCCGUCCAGGAGGAGCACGCGGCACUGCCCUGCACGAGGAGGUCGAUCCCAGGUCGCCGUGGACUCGGACUAGGUCGCUUGACAGCCCCCAACCGGCCAAGCUCGACGUCCAGGUCAGCGAGCUGGACAAGCGACUUACAUAUUGGUUGUAUGCCGAUGCUUGGAAUAAUGAAUGGAUGGUGCUAUCUCGUUAGGAUUUUGCCAUCACAUCCAAGCAAGAAAAUCAAGGUUGGACUCAAGGUAUAUUAUCAUGUUCACCAACUACCAGAUGUGAUGCUGUGUCAGUCUGCUGGCGAGAGAUGGAUAAGUAAGGUAAGUUCAUUAAGCAGGAUUUUGUCAUCCUGGCAGGGACUGCAUCCUGGUAUUCUUUCCAAUUCUUACUCUCGGGGCUUCUACCAGACUACGAUAAUUAGGUUAUUCUUCGUGCGGCGCAUUGGCUACAACUAUGGGCAUAUCUGCUCCCGUCGGACCAGCGAGAUACUAUGGUUACUGGAUGCAACCGGCUCCUGGAGGUCACUCAGGACUGCUUUUUCCAGGCUACUGGAUGGCGUCACAUUAGCAGGAUUCUAGACGGAUAGUUUUGGUCUUAUAUUCGUCUGCAGAUGUUUCGAUCCGUUUUGUUUUAGUGAUCUUUGUUUACCAGACAUGUUCUUUGUAAUAAGCACUUGACUUUAACGUUUAUUUUAUUAAUAAAGGGUUGUGUGCAUCGAUUGAUGCA